Molecule: messenger RNA, 1313 nt
Organism: Eublepharis macularius
Lineage: Eukaryota; Metazoa; Chordata; Lepidosauria; Squamata; Eublepharidae
Gene: MARVELD3
Product: MARVEL domain containing 3
Exons: 3
Coding region: 189-929 (246 amino acids)
Cellular component (GO): membrane
Source: RefSeq, a predicted model, not a curated record
CCGGCUUCCCGAGGGGCGCAGCGGUUCUAAGGUCAGGCUGAAGCGCCGCAGGGCGCGACGCGCCUGGGACUGCGCCGCCGCCCUCCCCGCCCACGCCAAGCCCGGCCCAGCGGCAGGUGCGGCCCGCGGCCCAGGACGGCGAGAGGCCCAGCCCGCCCCGCGCCCCUUCCCUUCCGCGGCGCGCCGGCAUGGCAGAGGGCGGGCAGGCGCGGAGCUGGGCCCGCGAGGCCGGCAGGGCCGCCCCUUCGGACGCGCCACCGGCGCCGCGCGCGGGACUGCUGGACGGGCCGCGCUGCCGCUACCUGUGCUCCGCCAGAGGCUGCUGCCGCCUGCUCCAGGGCCUGCUCUGCGUGCUGCUGGUGGCCUGCAGCUCCGUCUCCUACGGCUCGCCGGGCGGCUACACGGGCCUCUUCAGCUUGGGCAGCCAGCACUACUACCACUACGGAGGCGCCUACAGCGGCCUCAGCGGGGCUGACGGGGAGACGGCGCAGCGGCUGGACGCCCAGUUCCACCGGCUGCAGCGGCCGCCGGCCCAGGCCGCCAUGGCCGUCGGAGGGGCGCUGCUGGCCCUGGCCUGCCUGGCCCUGGCGGCCGGGCUCCUGCGGCUGCCCUGGCGCUGCCCCGCCUGGCUGCUGGCCGAGGCCUGCCUGGACGCCGUCGCCGCCCUCGGCCUCCUGCCGGGCUUGUACUUCUACUACGACCGCCUGGGCAGCGCCUACGCCUCGCCGGUGUGCCAAGAGCGGGAGCGCCUGUACCGGAGCAAAGGCUACGCCGGCUUCAGCUGCAGCGUGCACGGGGCGGAGGUGGCGGCGGGGGUCUUUGCGGGGGCCGCGGCCAUCGCCUACUCGCUCAGCGCCGCCUUGGCCGUCCGGGCCUUCCGGACCCUGCGCAGACUCCCCGCGAAGCCCGCCGGCCUGGCUCAGCUCUAGCGGGCGCCUCCGGCCGAGCUAUGCCUUUGCAGUCGCUGCUCCGCGGGCCGGAGAGAGCCCCCCUCCACUGCGCCCAGCCCGACCGCUCGAGGAAGGAUUCCCUGCGCCCGCCAGCCAGGCGCCCUGCGGUGGGAAUAGAGGGACUCCCCCCCCCACCCCACCCCCGGCCUUUCUUGGGCCCCUGGGGCUCGCCUGCACACUCCUGGGAGCAGAGAGCCUGGCGGGGAGGCGGACUUGGGACAGGCGGCUCUCUGGGCCGGCCCCCCCCCCCGCCUUCUCUCUGGGAUCGGAUGUUGUGCAGGUUUUUUUCAGUAUUUUAUUGUACAUCUGGAUCAAAAAUACAGAAGUUUGUAUUAUGCUGAACAAUAAAACUUCUAUCUUGGC